Messenger RNA from Penicillium mononematosum, 1032 nucleotides. RefSeq lists its product as uncharacterized. Lineage: Eukaryota; Fungi; Ascomycota; Eurotiomycetes; Eurotiales; Aspergillaceae. The coding region runs from base 1 to 1032 and encodes 343 amino acids. The transcript is spliced from 3 exons. The record is from RefSeq and is a predicted model, not a curated record.
AUGUCCACCACCGCUGAGACUAAGCAACGCACGGUUGCCACUCGCUUCGAGACGAAAGACUUAGUUACGUUCGACAAGAAUGCAGUUUAUGGCGACUGGCGCGACGAGUUCCACAAGAAUGGCUGUGUUUUGAUCAAGAAUGUUAUCUCCCCUGAACGUGCCCAGUACUACUGCGACAAACAGAUCCAAUGGCUGAAGAACUUCGAACUUGGCUUCGAUGAAAAGGAUCCUAGCACUUGGACGGCUGAGCACCUUCCUGUCAGCUUCAAAGGUGGCAUGUACUUUGCUUAUGGCUCUACCCAUGAAAGGAUGGCCUGGGAGGCCCGGACUGAGCCUAAGGUCGUCGAGACAUUUGAGAGACUCUGGGGUACCAAGGAGCUAAUCUCCUCUUUCGAUGGCAUGAACAUCUCCUUGCCCAACCGGACAGAUCUGAACUGGAGCCCUUGGCCUCACUGCGACCAGAACCCGGAGCGCAAGGGUAUGCAAGCGGUCCAAGGACUCCUCAACUAUGCGCCCAACGGCCCCAAGGACGGUGGUCUAAUGCUCAUGAAGGGGUCUUCUAAUCUAUUCAAUGAAUUCUUCGAGCAUAAGCGUGAGUCCGCAGACCACGAAGACGCUCCGCCCCCGGAGAUUCAGUACAUGGACCUGUUCCUUUUCAGCGAGAAAGACAUCAAGUGGUUCGAAGAGCGAGGCUGUGAGCUAGUCAAGAUUAACAUGGAGCCUGGCGAUUUUGUCCUUUGGGAUUCUCGAACUAUGCACUAUGCUUGUCUGCCCGAGGGCAAUCAGAUUCGCCAUGUGCAGUAUAUCUGCAUGACGCCAAGGAAGUUUGCCGAUGAAGAGGCCUUGAAAGCAAAGGCACAAUGCUUUGAGACUUUUACUGGCACCACUCACUGGCCGCAUUGCAAUAUUCGUCCAGCCGAGGAAAAGCCUAUGCGCAAUGGUGAGGUUUGCCCCAAGUACAGAACGGAGCCAUUUGAGAAACCAAUUGUUACCGACCAGGUACUUCAGCUUGCAGGUGUUAAGCCUUACUGA